AUGGUGAAAGAUACAAAGUUUUACGACAUUUUGGGAGUGUCUCCUUCCGCUGGAGACAACGAAUUAAAGAAGGCUUACAGAAAGGCUGCCUUGAAAUACCAUCCUGAUAAGAACCCAUCGCCAGAAGCAGCCGAGAAGUUCAAAGAGAUUUCUUCUGCUUACGAAGUCUUAUCGGACGAACAAAAGAGAGAAGUCUACGACAACUAUGGUGAAGAAGGUUUGUCCGGCCAAGGAGGCAUGGGUGGCGGUAUGGGCGCUGAAGAUAUCUUCUCCCAGUUCUUUGGAGGAGGUUUCGGUGGAAUGGGUGGCGGUGGCCCACAACGUCCAUCUAGAGGCAAGGACAUCAAGCAUUCCAUAUCAUGCACCUUGGAAGAAUUGUACAAGGGACGUGUUGCUAAGCUUGCCCUCAACAAGACCAUCUUGUGUAAAGGAUGUAACGGAUUGGGUGGUAAAGAAGGCAAGGUCAAGAAGUGUACUGCUUGUUCCGGUACUGGUAUGAGAUUCGUCACCAGACAAAUGGGUCCUAUGAUCCAAAGAUUCCAAACUGUGUGUGAGACCUGUCAAGGUUCCGGUGACAUUUGUGAUGCCAAGGACCGUUGUACCGUCUGUAAGGGUAAGAAGACUCAAACCGAACGUAAGAUCUUGCAAGUCCACAUCGAUCCAGGUAUGAAGGAUGGUAGAAGAAUCGUUUUCAGCGGUGAAGGUGACCAAGAGCCAGGUAUCACUCCAGGUGAUGUUGUUUUCGUUGUUGACGAAAAGCCACACGACAAAUUCACCAGAAAGGGUGAUGACUUAUUCUACGAAGCCGAAGUCGAUUUGUUGACUGCCCUUGCCGGUGGUGAGAUCGCCUUCAAGCAUGUCUCUGGUGACUACAUCAAGGUGACUAUCAUUCCAGGAGAGGUCAUUGCUCCAGGUGCCACCAAGGUUAUCGAAAACCAAGGUAUGCCAAUCUACAGACAAGGUGGUCACGGUCACCUUUUCGUCAAAUUCACUGUCAAGUUCCCAGAAAACAACUUUGCCGACGAAGAAAAGUUGAAACAAUUGGAAAGUAUCUUGCCAGCAAGAACCAAGGUCACCAUUCCAAAGGGCUCCGAAGUUGACGAAGUCGACUUGGUUGACAUUGAUCCAUACAAACACCAAUCUUCUGGAAGACGUGAUGCUUAUGACUCUGAUGAUGAGGAAGGUGGUCAAGGUGCUCCAAAUGUCCAAUGUGCUUCUCAAUAG
This is a messenger RNA of Suhomyces tanzawaensis NRRL Y-17324, 1224 nucleotides long. RefSeq names its product type I HSP40 co-chaperone (gene YDJ1). The transcript has a single exon. NCBI's taxonomy places the organism in Eukaryota, Fungi, Ascomycota, Pichiomycetes, Serinales, Debaryomycetaceae. Bases 1 to 1224 code for a protein of 407 amino acids. Gene Ontology annotation, molecular function: ATP binding; Hsp70 protein binding. Gene Ontology annotation, cellular component: cytosol; nucleus; cytoplasm. The record is from RefSeq and is a predicted model, not a curated record. Gene Ontology annotation, biological process: response to heat; protein refolding.